Molecule: messenger RNA, 915 nt
Organism: Chiroxiphia lanceolata (lance-tailed manakin)
Lineage: Eukaryota; Metazoa; Chordata; Aves; Passeriformes; Pipridae
Product: translation initiation factor IF-2-like
Exons: 1
Coding region: 1-915 (304 amino acids)
Source: RefSeq, a predicted model, not a curated record
AUGGGAUUUCAAAGUAACUCUUACAGACCGCACAGCCCAGACCAGCUGCCCGCACCGCUCACCCCGCGCUCGCCGCCCAUCGCGGCCGGGGGGCCGAGGAGCGCCCGCUCCGCCGGGGACACAACCCCCGCUGCGGGGCUGCGGUUAAACUGCUGCGGGUCGCACCCGCCGGGCCCGGAGCGUGAGGGGGCCCCGGGCCGUGAGGGGUCCGUGAGGGGCGCUGGGGCCGUGAGGGGGGCCCGGGCUGUGCGGAGCCCCUGCCCGGCGCUCCCGGCCCCGCUCCCGCCCGACUGCAGCGACAUCGCCCCGGCGCUGCCCGCGGCUGCCGCCCCAGCCCGGGGUCCCUCCCCUGCGGCCCCGCGGUGCGAAGGGGCCGCUGCCCCCAGAGCCGCGGGCUGUGCUCGGCCCGGCCGCCCCGGGGGCGCCGCGCGGGGCCGUGAGGGGGCGGCGGGAGGAGACGGCGCUGCCGCGGCGGGUCCGGGCGAGGGGAGCGGGGUCAGCGGGGCGGGCGGGCGGCCCGAGCCUCGCCGCACGCCGGGGGAGCGGGGCGGGCUGCGGGCGGCAGGGCGGGGAGCGGGGCGGGGGAGCGGAGCCCGCGGAGCCCCGCGGCGGCGGCGGCGGAGCCGCUCUUACCUGCGCCUGCCCGCGCUGCGGCUCGGGGCGCUCCGGGCGGGCUGCGCUGCCGAGCGCCCCUUGGCUGCGGCCGCCGCCGCCGCCGCAAGUUUCCAUAAAAGUCGCGGCGCGCGCCCGGCGCCCGCAUUCCAGGCGAUCCCCGCGCCGCGGCAGCUGCCCCGGCCCGCCCGGCCCCGCCGAUCCGCGCCGUGCCCGGCCCCUCGCCCGCCGAUCCGCGCGGGGGGCGCAGCCCGGCUCCGCUGCCAGACCCCCCUGCGGGCAGCGGCCCGGCCAACAGGCUAA